Molecule: messenger RNA, 2240 nt
Organism: Trichobilharzia szidati
Lineage: Eukaryota; Metazoa; Platyhelminthes; Trematoda; Strigeidida; Schistosomatidae
Source: the annotation of a GenBank genome assembly
CAAAUAAGUCAGAAUAGUCCUGGCAACUAGUUUGACAUUUUCAAGGUCAUGUUGUUGGCACUUGUCAGUGUCGUUUUCGUGUCACUUCUAUCCGAUUCCGAAACGGUGAGUGUUCCUGGAGUGACACCAAAUGAGUUUUCUAAGGGAGACACAAUUGAAGUCAUGGCUGUGAAGUUGACCAGCUACGUAACUCAGCUUCCAUAUGAAUAUUAUAAAGUCCCAUUUUGUCGUCCAAAGCAACUUAUUGAGUAUCCACCAGAGAAUAUUGGUUUGUUUUCACCUUUUCCAUUCCUCAAACAAGAUUUAUUUAGGUGAGAUACUUCGUGGUGAUCGUGUUGUUAAUACCCCAUUUGCAAUAAAAAUGGCAGAAAAUAGAGGCUGUUCCCAAGUCUGUCCUCCUAUUACUUUAAGUGAAAAGGAUGCUACAAAUCUGAAAUUGUUUAUUUUGAAUCAGUACUCGGUGCAUCUUUCUAUCGAUAAUCUACCUUGUGGAACUAAAAUUUCUUCUGACGGUGGCAAAACGUUCCGCUAUGAACAUGGUUAUAGGCUAGGUUCAGUUGUUGAUGGAGUCGCUUAUAUUAACAAUCACCUGAAGUUUAUUCUACAGUAUCACGAGACCGAUAGUGGCUCUUACCGUUUUGUUGGCUUUGAAAUAGAACCUAUGAGUGUUUCUGAGAAAUAUCUGCAUUCAGAGAACGGUGUGUGCAAGGAUGUGGACUCACAUUUACCGAUUUCGAAUUGGAAGAGUAUUGAUGGGAAAGAAACUGUUAUUCAAUUCACUAGUGAAGUUGUUUGGGAACCAUCAGACGUCAAAUGGGCCUCGCGUUGGGAUAUAUACUUAAAAACUGCAAGUGGCCAACUUCAUUGGUUCUCAAUCAUAAAUUCUGUGGUUAUUGUGUUGUUUCUCACCACGGUCAUUUUCAUGAUUCUUAUUCGAACUCUGAGAAAGGAUAUUGCAAAAUACAACCGUGACGAUGAUGUUGAAGACAUUCUUGAAGAGUCAGGUUGGAAACUGGUGCACGGAGACGUAUUCCGUCCACCUCGACAUACACGUUUACUUACAGCAAUGUUCGGCUCCGGUGUGCAGUUGUUUUUCAUGGUCUUUAUCGUGAUAUUUUUUGCCAUGCUUGGAACCUUAUCACCAGCUUCUCGUGGAGCGCUAAUGAAUGCUGCGAUAUUCACUUACGUUUUUAUGGGUCUUUUUGCCGGAUAUUUUGCUGGGAGAUUAUAUAAAACGCUACGAGGAUUGUUCUGGAAGUCAACCGCUGUAGCUACUGGAUUACUCUUCCCUGGGAUCGUGCUUAUAUUCGGUUUGGUGCUGAAUACAUUCAUUUGGUAUAAGGGUUCAUCUGCUGCCGUUCCAUUUACCACACUAAUUGCAUUGCUGUCGUUAUGGUUGGGGAUUUCCUUACCUCUCAUUUACAUUGGAUUCUAUUUUGGUUACCGCAAACGUGGAUAUGAGCAGCCUAUCCGAACUAACCAGAUUCCCAGAGCUGUACCAGAUCAAAAAUUUUGUCAAAGUUUAUUGUUGACCACUCUCUACUCUGGAGCUCUACCCUUCGGUGCAGUUUUUAUUGAAGUCUUCUUCAUAUACAAUGCUAUUUGGGAAAGUCAGUUCUACUAUUUAUUCGGAUUUUUGUUCGUUGUAUUCAUAAUAUUGAUCAUAUGUUGUGCUCAAGUGGCUAUCGUUUCGACGUACUUUCAGUUGUGCAAUGAGGACUAUCAUUGGUGGUGGCGUACCUUCAUAACAUCUGGUGGAGCUGCAGUUUAUCUGUUGGGAUAUUCCUUCUUCUACUUUGUGACCAAGCUUAAUAUUACAGAAUUUGUUCCAACAAUUAUAUACUUUGGCUAUAGUACACUAAUGGCAAUCGCAUUUUGGAUUCUCACAGGCACUAUUGGUUUUACAUCGACAUACAUAUUUCUACGAUAUAUCUAUUCCGUUAUUAAAAUAGACUGAAAUAUCUGUGUGUUAACUAAGAUACAUAAAUUUGUUGUGUUGAAUUAUUAUUAUUACUAUUAUUAAUAUUAAGACUUGUAUUAUUGAUGAAACAAUCAUAAUAGUCCCUUAUUUCAUCAUUUUAAUAUUUCACACUAAUUUUUAACAUUUUCAUUUUGAAAAUUGUUAUUCCUCCUGUCAAUUUUAUAUUGUAUCACAUUAAAUGGAUAUACAUAAUGUUCAGCAUAGUCAGUGCUUUGAUUUCAAUUUGCAUGAAAUAAAAAUAUCAGGUGUGAGUUGUGUG